This is a messenger RNA of Chilo suppressalis (striped riceborer), 591 nucleotides long. Lineage: Eukaryota; Metazoa; Arthropoda; Insecta; Lepidoptera; Crambidae. The record is from the annotation of a GenBank genome assembly.
AUGAUGUUCAUGGUACUAGCUCUCUGCGUGUACGCUGUAAGUGGUGCCACCAUCGGUAACACCGCUUUCAAUCCACGCCGAACUCCUGAUGUUGUAAGAACUACACAAACUGGAGGUUAUGGCAAAGCAACAGCUCAAGUUACUGUGCCAGCCACUCAAGUUUUUCAAGAAACAGUCAAUCCAGCCAUUAAGGUAGCCAAAGCUGGCGAGCAACCCGUUCAACAGGUCGCCAAAUUGACUAUUCCUAUAGUGCAACAGGCCAAAUUCUCCGGUCCAGUUAUUCAGUUCCGUGUUGCUACAAACGCUAGGCAGUCUGGCAACAAAACUACUAACGUACCAGACAUUAAGGCUGAAACGCUGCAAUCAGAAAACAAAGUUUUCCAUAAUAGCUUCCAAUAUUCUUAUGAGACCUCUAAUGGCAUCUCUGCCGCAUCCAAUGGCGAAUUGAGAAAAGUUGACAACGCUGACUCUCUAAUUGUAAGAGGUAACUACCAGUACGUGUCCCGUGAAGGUGUCCCCAUCACCGUAACCUACGUCGCUGAUGAGAAUGGAUACCAGCCACAGACAGGAUAUUUAUUGGAGUCAGAUUAA